UUUUUUCUGCCUUUGAUCCUGGGAACAAAUAGUCGAAGCUCUUUUUUUCCUGCGCUACAUCUGGUAGUAGAAUCAGCCAGCGGCCAUAUGUAAUCUACGUCCAUUCAUUCUGCCCUGGACACUCUGCGUAUCGCUUUGUUCUCACAGGACUCGGGUUUGGGGCCGCAGAGGAGAGAGGUGUCCCGCUGCGGUGGUCGUGUUUGGGCCGUUUUGUCGGUGUAUGCCUGAGUGACUGAUCUGGGUGGUGGUGGUGACAGAAGCGCAAUGAUCGAGCGACCAGAGACUGCAGUUCCGAGCAUCGCUCAACGUAACCUAGAGGGCUACGUGGGCUUCGCUAACCUCCCCAACCAGGUGUACCGGAAGUCUGUGAAGAGGGGGUUCGAGUUCACACUAAUGGUUGUAGGUGAAUCUGGUUUAGGGAAGUCCACGCUCAUAAACUCCUUGUUCCUAACGGAUCUCUACUCCAAGGAUUACCCCGGACCAUCACAGCGCAUUAAGAAGACUGUACAGGUAGAGCAGUCCAAAGUGCUGAUCAAAGAGGGCGGUGUUCAGCUGACCUUGACCAUAGUGGACACUCCAGGUUUUGGGGACGCUGUGGACAACAGUAACUGCUGGCAGCCAGUCAUAAACUACAUUGACAGUAAGUGUGAGGACUUCCUCAAUGCAGAAUCCAGGGUCAACCGCAGGUCAAUGCCUGACAACAGAGUCCACUGCUGCCUAUAUUUCAUCGCACCUUCUGGACAUGGGCUAAAGCCACUGGACAUUGAAUUCAUGAAGAGACUUCACGACAAAGUAAACGUCAUCCCGCUCAUCGCCAAAGCUGACACCCUGACCCCUGAAGAGUGCCAACUGUUCAAAAAACAGAUAAUGAAAGAGAUACAAGAACACAAAAUCAAGAUUUAUGAAUUUCCAGACACAGAAGAUGAUGAGGACAACAAGCUCAUCCGUAAAAUCAAGGAGAAGAUGCCGUUGGCAGUAGUCGGCAGUAAUGUGGUGAUUGAAGUGAAUGGGAAGAAGGUCAGAGGUCGCCAGUACCCGUGGGGCGUGGCUGAAGUGGAGAACGGGGAACACUGUGACUUCACUGUGCUGCGCAACAUGUUGAUCAGAACUCAUAUGCAAAAUUUGAAGGACGUCACCAACAAUGUCCAUUAUGAGAACUACCGCAGUAAGAAGCUUGCUGCAGUUACCUGUAAUGGAGUGGACAACAGCAAAGUCAAGGGACAGUUAACCAAAAGCCCUCUGGCUCAGAUGGAGGAAGAGCGUAGGGAACACGUGAUGAAGAUGAAGAAGAUGGAGGCUGAGAUGGAGCAGGUCUUUGAGAUGAAGGUCAAGGAGAAGAAGCAGAAACUGAAGGACUCUGAGGCCGAGCUGGAGCGACGCCAUGAGCAGAUGAAGAGGAACCUUGAGGCGCAGUACAAAGAGCUGGAGGAGAAGAGACGAGUGUUCGAGGAGGAGAAGACCAACUGGGAGGCACAGCAGAAGAUCCUGGAGCAGCAGAAAUUAGAUGCCUCCAAAACAAUGGAAAAGAACAAGAAGAAAGGCAAAAUCUUCUAAAUCCUGCUUUUUUUGUUUCAACAUACUAAUUUGUCCUCGACCUCCUCAAAGUUCACCUCUUCUGUGGCCGACUGAAAACGAUGCUGGCACUUGUCAUAACAUUCCUCCUGUCUUAUACUGGACGCCAUACACUCUGUUACUGUAAGACAUUGCUUUUGUGAGGAAUGCAUGUGUUUGUGAAAAAAACUGUUUUCUAUAUUUUAUGACAAAGAGGAUAUAGUCUCUGAAUUACAUUUGAACACACAGGGCAGUGACUGUUUUUGGCUGUUAUGUCACAUGUACAAUAAUACAGCUGAUACUAUCCUCAUUUUCUUUCAUCAAUCUCAUGUAAAAGGACCCCUGAGAAUGACUAGGUAAGUUGGUAAAGCAGAUUUGUAUGUUAACAUUGUGAUAAAAUUGACCAGUACUUUAGGCUGGGCUUGAUUUCACUUUCAACUGCACUUUUAAAUUUCUCUAAAAUGUAAAUGUAGAAAAUUCUUGAAUCCACAUCUUGGAAUGCCGUGGAAAAUGUUCAAACCAAAACAAUGAACAAAUGGUCUGAUCUGGAGCUCUGUGCGUUUAUUUGUGGAGAUGGUGGUUAGAGCCGGGUCUAUUUGCCUGUUUUUAAAGUUUACACUCAGGAAAAUACUACAGCAUAAAACAGUCGUUGCCCUGUGUGUGUGUGUGUGUGUGUGUUUCCUCUGAAUAGAUGCAAUUAUGCAAACCAGUGUGUUUAAAACAGCAGAGUUCAGUAACAGUGUUAAUAUUGUGAUGGAAGUCAUGGGUGUCGUCUUAGCCUGUACCUAAACCACUCCUGGACUUUCCAUCUCAUUUGGAGUCUUUUAUGCUAAAUUUUAACUCCCAGUUUUAAACUCCUUUAUACUGUAUUUGUUGUAAUGUUUUCUACCAAUAACCUUAUGAUCUAUUUUAUGUCACAAGUAACUCAAAAAAGGAGAUCCACUAAAACCACAAUGGGGGCAUAUUGUCGCUUUUAAAGUGCUGUGUGUGAGUUAAACCUAUAAACACGUGGCCAAACUGUUACGUUACACACUACAGUUAUGUUUUGUAGUUUGUUUUGCUAGACAUUUUUUAUGACCAAAAAGGGAUUCCAUAUUACUUCAGUCAAGACAGAGAGAGGUAAAAGAUGCAUUUAUGUGGUCAGAAAGCAGUGCAUCAACAUACCUUUUAUUAUAGCUUAUGCCAUAUGUUUUAUUUUCAUAUGUAAUAAUAAUGAUGAUGAUAUACAGUAUAUAUUUGGUUCCCUUGUAGUUUUCUAAAAAUGACCAUAUAUGAGUGUUAUUUUUGACAAGACUGUCACGGUGCAUUUUAAGCUAAAGGGAAAAAUCUACAGGCAUGGAUUUGUAUUUCCUUCACGGUUUCCUUCACUUCAUGGGAAUACAGCAGUCAGACCUUGCCGUAUGUGUACCAUGCCUGAUGCUUGAACUGAAAUAUGCCUGACUUGUACACUUAGUUUUGGGCUCAGUGGCCUUUCAUUUAAGAGUAUUUUAUUGUUAGAAUCCUUUACACCACAGAGAAAAGCAUAGUUUUAAAAUGGCAUUUUCACUGUUGCCGCUGGAUGCACAUUCUCAGGUCCAAUCCGUUAGAGCUUCCCUAAAAGCAGACAGAUACUGAACUAUGGUUUGUUAAAAUGCUUGUGAACCACUCCCCAUCAUAUAGAGUUUCAGCUAAUAACAUGUGUUUAGAUGCAUUUUUGUAAUAUUCUUUUUAUAUGUACACAGCGUUUCUUCUUUGUUUUAUGUUUAUCUGUUUUAAACUGUAUAUGUUUAAUAUUAAAGUUGACAAGGUUAUGCAUUAA
This is a messenger RNA of Periophthalmus magnuspinnatus, 3349 nucleotides long. Its product is annotated as septin-7-like. Gene Ontology annotation, biological process: cilium assembly; cytoskeleton-dependent cytokinesis. The transcript has 13 exons. Gene Ontology annotation, cellular component: cell division site; septin complex; septin ring. Lineage: Eukaryota; Metazoa; Chordata; Actinopteri; Gobiiformes; Gobiidae. Bases 265 to 1554 code for a protein of 429 amino acids. The record is from RefSeq and is a predicted model, not a curated record. Gene Ontology annotation, molecular function: molecular adaptor activity; GTPase activity; GTP binding.